Nematolebias whitei (Rio pearlfish) is the source of this 1552-nucleotide messenger RNA. RefSeq names its product macrophage erythroblast attacher, E3 ubiquitin ligase (gene maea). Gene Ontology annotation, biological process: proteasome-mediated ubiquitin-dependent protein catabolic process. The record is from RefSeq and is a predicted model, not a curated record. Gene Ontology annotation, molecular function: ubiquitin protein ligase activity; protein binding. Bases 17 to 1207 code for a protein of 396 amino acids. Gene Ontology annotation, cellular component: GID complex; cytoplasm; nucleus. The transcript is spliced from 9 exons. Lineage: Eukaryota; Metazoa; Chordata; Actinopteri; Cyprinodontiformes; Rivulidae.
AAGCCAGGAAACCAAGAUGGCUGUGCAGGAGACAGCCUCUCAGCUGUCCAUGGCUCUCAAAGUCCAGGAAUAUCCCACGCUGAAGGUGCCGUACGAGACUCUGAACAAACGCUUCCGAGCGGCUCAGAAGAACAUCGACAGGGAGACGAGCCACGUCACCAUGGUGGUCGCAGAGCUGGAGAAGACGCUCAGCGGCUUCCCGGUGGUCGACUCUGUGGUGUCGCUGCUGGACGGAGUGGUGGAAAAACUCAGCGCCCUGAAGAGGAAGGCUGCCGAGUCUAUUCAAGCUGAAGAUGAGAGCGCUAAGCUGUGUAAGCGUCGCAUUGAGCACCUGAAGGAGCACAGCAGCGAUCAGCUCGCCUCAGUCAACCUCUGGAAGAAAAAACGUAUGGACCGCAUGAUGGUGGAGCAUCUGCUGCGCUGCGGCUACUACAACACAGCGGUGAAGCUGGCCCGACAGAGCGGUAUAGAGGAUCUGGUGAACAUCGAGAUGUUCCUCACUGCCAAGGAGGUGGAGGAGUCUUUGGAGAGGCAGGAGACAGCCACCUGUUUAGCCUGGUGCCAUGACAACAAGUCCCGCCUCCGCAAGAUGAAGAGUUGUCUUGAGUUCAGUCUGAGAAUCCAGGAGUUCAUCGAGCUCAUCAGACAAAACAAGCGCAUGGAUGCUGUCCGACAUGCGAGGAAGCACUUCAGCCAAGCAGAGGGGGGGCAGCUGGAUGAGGUCCGACAGGUGAUGGGCAUGCUGGCCUUCCCAUCAGACACACACAUCUCCCCCUACAAGGAUCUUUUGGACCCAGCUCGCUGGAAGAUGCUGAUCCAGCAGUUCCGAUAUGACAACUACAGACUGCACCAGCUGGGCAACAACUCUGUGUUCACCAUCACCCUGCAGGCCGGUCUGUCUGCCAUCAAGACACCUCAAUGCUACAAAGAGGACGGUGGCUCUAAAAACCCGGACUGCCCUGUGUGCAGUAAAUCUCUGAACAAACUGGCCCAGCCGCUGCCUAUGGCCCACUGCGCCAACUCUAGACUAGUGUGCAAGAUCUCUGGGGAGGUGAUGAACGAGAACAAUCCUCCCAUGAUGCUGCCCAACGGAUACGUCUACGGCUACAACUCCCUCCUCUCCAUCCGCCAAGAUGACAAAGUGGUGUGUCCCAGGACCAAAGAAGUCUUCAACUUCUCUCAGGCAGAGAAGGUCUACAUCAUGUGAUCGCAGACGGUGCUUCUGGGUCCAUGACAUCACAGCUUCUGAGGCCAGGUCUGCUCCGAGCCACCAGUGGAGCUGUGAUCCAGGCGCCCCCUCCUGACAGACCCUUCAACCACCCUCCACCCUGUUAGGCCACGUGCUCACCCCCUCACUCAAACAGGGCUCUUCGUUCAGACUGUGUUUUCUUAGUGGCUAGAAGUUGUUUGGUCUGAAACAUUCAAGCACACGGACCAUCAACGUUUCAUGGUCUCAAACUGGUCUCAAACUGAAUAUUACCCGUAGAUAAAAGGACUGGGGGAACUGCUAGUUAGAUGUUCAAUUUUACUACUACAAAUAAAAUACUUCUUA